AUGGAGUCCCAAGGCGUCAUUGGAAAAGUGGAUGAGCCAACGAAAUGGGUUAGUUCCAUCGUAUGUGCAGAAAAGUCCAAUGGUAAACUAAGGAUAUGUCUGGACAAACGAGAUUUCAAUAAGGCAAUCAAGCGAGAGUUCUAUCAACUACCCACGAUUGAGGAGAUCACUACUCGUCUUGCAGGUGCCAAAGUUUUCAGAAAACUAGACUCCAACAUUGGUUAUUGGCAGAUACCACUUGACUCGGAAAGCCAAAAACUGAGAGCUGCAAGACUCAAACAAACAGUCAAGUCCCUGAAGGAUGAGGCCUUGCAGGGCAUGGAUAAAGAGAAACUUCUCAAAGUUAUGACCCCAGACUACCUCUCAUCUGAGGAAUCCGAGAUGGAUGAGGAUGGGGAAGUGAAACACUUUGUCGACCAGCUAGAGGAAGCUAGAGUGCAGAGAUUAACUCCUCAACACAAGAGGCAGAUGAAGAAGCGCGUGGUAUUGGACAUUCCUUCCAAGAGACUGAAGACUGUCCCCGAUUUUGCAGUUGUGGUGGUUGACUCUGGAGGCAAACAUCGCUUCUCUUACACUGGACCUCCAUCAGGAUCAGGACUGCGACAAGGAUUUAAUCCUUCAGCAAUCUGCACAGACGCCCUGUCACAUAUUCUGGUGGUGGAUACCCUCACUGACACUGUACAGAUGAUUGACAAGGAUGGUAACUUCUUGUCACUCCUGUUGACCAAACCACGGAGUAUACAUAUCAAGCGGUACGGGUUGACCUAUGACUACAAAACUCAUCUUCUUUAUGUAGGGAGUGGACCUUCAAAAUUAACUGACAUAGUGUCUGUAUAUAGAUACAUAGAAAGGCAAAACUACUCUCUUAUUGAUACAUAA
Molecule: messenger RNA, 879 nt
Organism: Saccostrea cuccullata (small rock oyster)
Lineage: Eukaryota; Metazoa; Mollusca; Bivalvia; Ostreida; Ostreidae
Exons: 4
Coding region: 1-879 (292 amino acids)
Source: RefSeq, a predicted model, not a curated record